Molecule: messenger RNA, 3162 nt
Organism: Bombyx mandarina (wild silkworm)
Lineage: Eukaryota; Metazoa; Arthropoda; Insecta; Lepidoptera; Bombycidae
Gene: Nca
Product: neurocalcin homolog
Molecular function (GO): calcium ion binding
Source: RefSeq, a predicted model, not a curated record
CCAGAAUGCAGUGGGAGCUAAAUUGUUAUACCUGUCAAUUCACGAUUUGAUAAAAGACAUGCUCGUAGACUAAGAUUUUUUGAAUCCAAUCUAGUGUGAUAGAAGAUUAUUAGAAGUGAAAUGUGAAUUUUUCGCAAUGUAUGUUAACACAAAUAAAAUAUUUUUAAAUUUGAAAAUAAGUUAAAGAUAUCACGUCUUAUCGCUUAGCAAUUUAUUCGUUUGUUUUAGUAAAACGAUCUUUUGUUUACGUAUUGGCGUUCACCUUUUGUUUUGUAAUAGACAAACGAAUAAAACGCUUCGUAAUCACACACCAAGGAUAAAGACAGGGUCCAAAAAAUAAGGGGCAAAAAACUUGGUCAACUAAUCGAGAUUCGGUUGUGUUAGUUCUUAUUGUAAAUUCGUAUCCAAAAACUACAAGUGCGAACAAAGCGGUAAUAAUCCAGAAUAAUGGGUAAACAAAAUAGUAAACUCAAGCCUGAAGUAUUGGAGGAUCUGAAACAGAAUACGGAGUUUUCAGACGCAGAAAUACAAGAAUGGUACAAAGGAUUCCUGAAGGACUGUCCCAGUGGCCAUCUUUCCGUCGAAGAGUUCAAAAAGAUAUACGGGAAUUUUUUCCCUUACGGUGACGCUAGUAAGUUCGCAGAACACGUAUUCCGGACAUUCGAUGCGAAUGGCGACGGGACUAUAGAUUUCAGAGAAUUCCUGUGUGCACUUAGUGUGACGUCGCGCGGCAAGCUGGAACAAAAGUUAAAGUGGGCAUUCUCCAUGUAUGACUUAGAUGGAAACGGAUACAUCUCAAGGCAGGAGAUGCUGGAAAUCGUCACUGCUAUUUACAAGAUGGUGGGCUCCGUUAUGAAGAUGCCGGAAGAUGAAUCUACCCCAGAGAAACGCACCGACAAAAUAUUCCGUCAGAUGGACAGGAACAAGGACGGAAAACUCUCCCUCGAGGAGUUCAUAGAAGGAGCCAAGAGCGACCCUUCUAUUGUACGGCUGCUCCAAUGUGAUCCCCAAUCUCAGUGAUAUACGAAAUAUUAAUAUCACCUUCGAGCAUUGAAUCACUCGAUCUAUCCACACGUAUGAACUUAUUGUAAUAUAAAAUCACCCUUGUUACUGUGCUUCUAAGAGCUAGUGCGCAAUGUGAGAGUUUGUUGCACAACCGGUCCGAACGGACGGCUGUCCUGCUGCUUGGUUGCCCUCUCGUUUUGAAUAUAUUAAUAUAAAUCGAUCGUCGCUAUCGAUACAAAAAGACAGAGACCAUUAGAUUAAUAGUGUAUCAAAAAUAUCGAUAAGUGUAGUUCACUUAGUGUCUGUUUACUUGUUCGAACAACGAUCGUGAUAAAGGGCUGUGAAUAAACAACGUUAUACAAAUUUCGUCGCUAUAUUACAAAAAAAAAAAAUAUCCGUGUUCUCCUCACGACCCAUUUCGCUUGUACUGAAUAAGAUCGUGUCGAUCGACACGACCGGUGACAAUAGUAUGUCCCAACUAUAUCGAAUGUAUAGAUCUGUUAAAUAAAUAAGGUGUUGAUUCAAAAUUUAAUUAGAGUUUUAUAUUGUUGCAUAAUAUGAUAAUUUUUAUGUGACCAAGCACCGGGACAACUGUGCAACUAACCAGUGUAAAAUGUUUUAUGAUUUAUAUUUUCCAAUGAUAUCUAGUUAGGUUAAACAACCUUUUCAACCCUUUAUCGUUUCGACCUUGUUCAAGCGGGCUGCCGAUCUAAAAUGUAGUUUUAUCAAAAACUCUUGUGAACGAUUGUGCCGCUAAUAAACUAUUGGGAUAAUCAACACAUUAUCCCAAUAGUAAAUUAUCAAUAGAUUAGAGAAUAACGCAAACUAAUGUGAAACCUCAGCCCGCUUAUAAUGUAACAUUUAAAUCUAUUAAAUAUAAUAUAUAUUUAUAUAUGUUUAAUAUAAAUGUUAGGAAAACGAUGUGGAUGUUAUUUGGAAUUCUGGUAAUCUCGAUUUCAUUUUUAGAUUCUGACUGUAAAUCUCGUAAUGCGACCAUUGAUCUAUUGAAAUUACUUUACUUAUAAUAUGUUACACUUAUAAAUAAAUUUAGCCUUAUACAAACAACUCAGCAGUGCAUUAUAGUAUAAGUAUUCACGCAUUUUUGCUGUACGAAAAAUAUUAUAUAUUAUUGUUAAGCAGUUUAAACUGCUAAUGCCUCAGUGCCAUACUGAUGCUUAUCAUCCAUCGAAACUAACGAAUAUUAUAUAUUUUUCAAUAACGUAAUAUUCGUGUCGAUUCCGUCAAGUAAACAACAUGCAGUAUUAUUGAGAUUAUAAAUAAAUAAAUAAAACUUCCCUCUUACCUAAACGAUACCUUGUCUAAUACUGGGAAGUGAAAUAGUACCAAGGUCUGAAACAUAGAUGUCGCAUUCGCGGUUGUGUUUCUUCGUCAACAGAUGUCGCUGUAACGAUGUUUUAUUUGAACAACGAACAUGCAGCAUUAACGCGUGUGUAGCUGUAUAUGAGGUACUUUAGAUGUACAACGUUGUCUUACCAGUGGUAGCUCCGGAAUCUGUACUAGUCAUAAGCACCUGUACACAUUUAUGUACAAAACUUCUUACAUACCUUUUUAUCAUAUAAUUUUUAUCCUUAUAUUUAUUGUAAUCGCAUUGCAAAGACAGAAUUAACUAGCACAAUUAAUAUUAUUAAAAUGAAGACAAUUUUACAUUAUUUUUACACAGAAACGACGCCAAUAAUUUUUUAUGGUAUACUAUUUUAUGAAUUUAAUAAUAGACGCUUUUCAAGUAUUUGAUAUUAUUUAAAUAUAAUUUUAUUGACAAUUGCUAUGUAAAAAUUGAUGUGACGAAUCAUUUAAGUAUUAUUUGGUUAUAGUUUUCGUUGCCUCACAUUAUGCCGGUCAUAAAGAGUAAUUAAAAAAAUAUUGCAGCAUAAAGACUGCGUGCAAAAGAAUGAGUGAAUAUUGUAAAGUUAGUAAUCAUUUCAGUGCAUGUCUUUUUUAAAAUCUGAAGGUCUGUCUGUCAAUUUCUAAGAAAAAGACUCCGCUUACGAGGAAACGCGGGAGACGAGAAAAUAGACGAUAGUUGAAAAAAAUAUAUUAUGUCAUGUGCAACCUUGAACCUUCCCGAAUACUUAAAAAUAAACCUAUGAGAAAAAAAUCAUAAUUUUGUAUUUCCCCUGUUUCCUUCUUCAAAACCGG